This is a messenger RNA of Alligator sinensis (Chinese alligator), 5560 nucleotides long. Its product is annotated as interleukin-1 receptor type 2-like. Gene Ontology annotation, molecular function: interleukin-18 binding. The coding region runs from base 2395 to 2871 and encodes 158 amino acids. The transcript is spliced from 6 exons. The record is from RefSeq and is a predicted model, not a curated record. NCBI's taxonomy places the organism in Eukaryota, Metazoa, Chordata, Crocodylia, Alligatoridae.
CUGGAAGAAAGAGGAAGGAAGAAAAGGUAGAAGAGGAGAAACACAUCCACAGAGGGUAGAGCAAAUGCAGGCAAGAGGAAAAGGGGGCUUUCUGCUACACCAGUCCCCAGUGGAGCCGACCCCAUCGCCUGUCCCCAGAGUCAAGUAAUCCUCUGCCCACUCUGCCAUGGCUGGUGAGGAGCUCAGACGCUGCCCACAGUACGGCCUGAUCUUCCCCGAGCUCUUGUAAUGCAGAGCCUAAGUGAAGAGCUGGCAGCACCAAAGCAGAGAGGGGCGAGCACCAGGACCGUGGAGACGGGGCACCACAGCAUGAUGAGCAGAGGUUUCUCUGUGCCAACAGACCCACCUCAAGACUACCUUUUGGCUCCAGGCCUCUUCCUGGCCCUGAACUGGCCCCUCUUUUUCCCCCUCCCUGCAAUGAACAGCCACUGCUGAAGCACCGCGGCUGGGGCAAGCCAGAGCCCCUGCAGCCUAGCGAAGGCAGGAAGCCAAAGCGCCGACUGGGAGACCCUGCAAAGGCUCCGACAUAGCAGAGCCCUGGCAGGCGACAAGCUGUGCCCAACUCACCACCCCAUCGCCACAACAGGUGGUUGUGAGCCACCAACGUCACAAGCAAACCUGCAGCUUCUAGCCACCCACAGACAUAGGUCCUCUUGACGAGCGCUGCGACACAUAGGAAAACAGAGAAGGAAAUGAACUGGGGCAGCCCACAGAUGAGGAAACCACAAGCGCAGUACAUCUGAGCGCUUCUAACCUCAGCAAGUCAUCAGCAGCCCCAUGACACUGGUGCCAGGCAGGCCUGACUGCUCCGGGGCCGGGUGACCGGCUGCUGCGAGGAAUCUGGAGAAGGGGACGGAGCUGGGGCCUUUAGAGAGACAAAACCUCACAGCUGGGGGGAGCACAACUCUGCAGCCUGCAAAAAGCAGGGCCUUGGCGCCCUUGAUGCCAAGGGGUGGGAGGGUGUGCCCAUGAGCUGGGUGCAGAGCUAGCCUCAGUGAAGCGCUGAAUUUGCCUGCACCAAGUCAAUGCUAUCAGCGCUUCUGGGGGCAGGCAGGGGUGUGUGUGUGUGUGUUCAGGUGCACCCUUCCAGGCACUGGGGCUCUGCACAACACGUCAGUGAGGCCCCGCGAGGCCUCCUCCUCCCCUACAGCCUUAGACCAGUCCACCACUGUAAACGAGGGCAGGUCAAAAUAACUCAGCUGGCUGGACCCCAAUAGCACCAGCAGCAUCAACGGUACCAGAUGAAACGGUCACCGAGCCUUUCUUUUUAGACAGGAAUUGACAGCAAGAAGCAAAGCUGUCGUGUGGUGGGGCCGGGUCAGGGUGACGUGGUAUCCGCAUGGGGCAGAGGAGGGACCAGGCCACACGGGCUUUGUUCUCCCUCAUCUCCCCACCUCAAACCCCACAGCUGGAGAUGGGCCCAAGGAAAUCAUGGGGAGGGACAUGACCAAGGCCGCGCAGGGCAGCAGUGGCAGAGAGUGGCUCCUGCCUGGGGAGCAGGGAGGUGGAGGCCCCUCCGUGCCCCACAUCAGGGGCUCCCAGGCUCAAUUUGCUUGGCGACGUGGCAGCAUUUGUACCCUGCACCUGCUUCCCAGGCUUCUGCCCCUGCCCUGCCCCUUGUGCCCUCAGCCCUGACCAGGACCCCCGCUCCAUCCUUGCCCUGCCCAGCUCAGCAGGCACCGGCACUGCUGCAUUUUCCAAGUUUCGGAGCUGUGAAGCCAACCUGCCACUUCCCCGCUGCCCAUCCUGUCCCCCACGGGCCCCGAGCUGCCCCCAGGCAGCCACAGGGUGCAGGCUCAGCUGGAGGCAGCAGCCCCCGACGCCCGGACAGCCUUCUCCUCCCCAGCCUCUCCCUGCUCCCCACAUCGAGGCAGAAGCUCCCCCACUGUGCAGGUCCUGCCCCGCCCCCCGCCCCCGGCUCUAACCACUGGACCACACUGCCGCUGCUCCUUCGUACAGCCCAGCACACUGGUGAAGGGGGCUAACAGGCGAGAAGGGAUGUCCAGGAGGGUCCCAUGGGGUGUUCGCCUGGCACGGGGACUUCCCGGCUGAGUGAGCACAGUGCUGGAGCAGCUGACAGGCGGAGCCGGGCCACACGCAGUCAGCUGGGCAUGACAGAGCGGGCACGGCUGGGCCACACCUGACUGAGCCACUGGCAGCGGGGUGACUAGGGGGUUCCCCCAGUAGCUCCCCCAUACCACUGGCCCUGUAGCCCCUGACAGGCAUCGAGGACCCUGUCACCCCCAGGGCCUGGCCUGGGCCAUUCCCCAUGGCUCGCUGUGGGAAGAUGACAGCGGGGGUUCCCCUUGGCCUGGUGCCGAUGAGUCAGCUCCACGCAGGCGGGGCCUCGGCUCUAUAAGAUGUUGUCUCCUGUGCCUGGAGCCAGCAGGCAGGAUGUGCAGUCCAGGGGCAGAUCCCAGGAGCGUGGGCGCGUGGCUCCCCCUCGUCCUGCUCUGCGGCUGUGUCCAGCUCUGCCGCACGGAUGCGAGCUCCAAGCUGCUCCCGGAGAUCAUCUACCCCCUCAAACCGCUCCCGAGACCUGCCCUGGGGGCAAACUUCUCCGUGUCAUGCGAGGCGAAGAGCGCCUUCCAGGACAUGACGAUUAUGUACUGGCUGGCGAACCUCUCUUUCGUCGAGAAACUGUACCCCGACGGCGCUGUGGAGGAAGGGGCCGUGCGGAAGGAGCCCACAGGCACCGGCGUCGUGAUGUGGCGGGAGCUGCGAUUCAAGUCCUUCUCCAACCGGGACCUGAACACCCAUUUCAUGUGCGUGGUGAAGAGCCCUGCCGGGGUGGCCACCACCACCCUCCAAUGGCAGCCCGAGACAGCAGCAGGCUCAGAGGGCCCAGUUCAGGACAGCCCGCAUAGCUGAAGGCAGGGGCCAGUCCUGGGGAUCAGCAUUGCACCACGGCCGCCUUCGGCCCCAAGGCCUCUGCCGCCUGCAUCCCCACCAAGCCAAGCCCAGGCCCCGCUCCGCCGCCACCUCCACCUCCCCACACGCAGCAGCGGGACAAGACUCCUCGUGCGCCGCACACCCUGGGCCUGGUGGCUCUGCUCCAAGGCUCCUGGCUGGCAGGUGAACGGGCAUGGCCGGAAAGCCUUGCGUGCUUGGCUGCCGGGACGGGCUGUGCUUCGUCCCCGGGCAGCAGCAGUCAGGUGAUGGACUACACAACUAGAAGGCGCUGGAGCCCCGAGCGGGCGGCACCUCUUUCCCCUUCGGGGGACACUUCAAUAAAGACCUUGCUCAUGGCAAAUUCCCUCCUGCUCCUCCUACUAAGCGUCUCGGGGUGGGAAGAGCCUCUGGCAACUUUUCUCCCUUUCUGCCUUAAAAUGGAUACCUUGUUCCACCCCGGAGGUGGCUUUGCACUUGCGCGUACCCUGUAAAAGGCUUGGAGCUUUUAAGGUUAAAACGUGCUCGAAAGGAAGAUGUUUUUUCAACUUAAAAAGUGGGCCCUGCAAACUCUAGGUUUGUGAACUUCCCUCUGACUGAUGCAGCCUGUGCUUCCCAACCAGUUUUCAAACGUGGCUGAUAUUUUUGCAGCCCUCGGGUGUCCAGCUGGACGCGCCUGAAAGGGGCCCAUCUUGUCAGGACUCUGAUAAUACCGUCCUGAUAAAUCGUCUUGCAUUAGGAUCCCAAAGCAUAUUCGAGACCGUGCCUGCAUUUCAGCAUCACUGCAGGUAGAUUAUGAUCGGAGCCGGUCUAACGUUUCCCGUUCAGACAGGACUUCGCGGGAGGGGCUGGACUAAACAAAACUCUGGAAAGGAGCUGGUUGGGAAAGCUGGGGUCAUGCUGCUGGCAGUGCCAGGCCGGGGUUGCUCCGGGGACGCAGGCACAGCGAGGAGCUUGGAAAGCAGCCGAAGCGGGUUGAGGGCUUGGCUAGGACCAGACGAACCCAGCCUGGGCCCCAGCGUGUUCGGUUGAUGUGCCCCGGGGCAGGACAGGGGUGUGCACAGGCGGUGCUGCAGGAGGGGAGUAGAGGCAACACGGGGUUAUAGGCACAGAGCAACCAUGCAAACCUCCAGCCCCUGCCACUCCCCAGCCCGCAUAGUUUGCCAGCGCUGUGCCACCCUCUGGCCCAGCCCUGGGGCAUGGGGGUGGGUGAAUGCAGCUGGCCCCUCCGCAAGGGUAGGGGCACAACUGGCACGUGCUGGAUGAGCUUCCACCAUUCAAACAUGUGCCAGCUCCUCGGGUUGCCCUGGGCCAGCGCUCCGCUGUGCCAACACCCGAGCAGGGGCCACGGCAAGGCUGCCGGGGAAAUGAGCACAGGCACAGGGAGCGGGGGGCCAGGUCUGGGUCCCCUCUGCACUCUCCCACCGGGGACUGGAGAACCCGCCACUCACGGGACAGACACGAGGAGGAUGGGGGAUGCUGCAGCUUUGGGUCAAGGGAGCCAUGGGCACCUUCCUGGCGCGGCUGCCCUGGCUGGUACCCGUGCAUCCAGGACAAGGACAGAGGGGCACAGGGGGGUGGUCUUCAAUCCUGAGCUGAAUGGCAAGAAAACAUGGGAAAUAUCAGAGGUGAAGAGAUAGCAGAUGGGUCCGCGGCAUUUGCGCUGCCUCUCUGGGGGGGUGACUGGCGCUCAUGAAGGUAGUGCUGUACUAGUGCUUUGUACACUGCAUGGGUCCUGCCCACAUCCAAGCAGGUCGCCCACAGGAUCCAGGGAGCCUCGUGCAUUUUCUUGUGGGGAUCCACAUGGGCAAAGGCAGCGAGGAAGCCCCUGCACAAGACUGAACGGGCUGGAGGAAGGGGCAUGCCAGACAUCCUCCUGUUCCUGCGGGCAAAGUACACGAGCUGGAUCUGCAAACUGGCGCCGGGUGCACGGUCCGACACAGCCGGGCUCGUGCGAUAUUUUGCAGGACACCUCCCAAGACAGCAGGCAGUUUUCGUGCUGACCAGCGGUCCGACCGUGGCUCAGGAACCUGCUGUGGAGCUACAAGACCCUGAUCGAGUUGCGCAGUGGGUACGGGCUGCAGAGUGCAGGCCCCACACCCGUGGCCAACCACAAGAAGAUGCAGGAGGCGGUGAGAUGCAUCGUGGACUUGGUCCUGGGCGAUGCUUGUCAAGCCGUGAGGAAACACGUGAAAGACCGCAGAGACCUGAACUGGUGGAUAGCCCACCGAGCCCUCCCACUGAGGGCCCAGAGACAGAGAGGGGCAACCGGGGAGACCCAGCUGCCAAGGAGACUAUUGGCACCUCCUACGAGGAGGUGUGGAAGAAGGUAAAGUGGCUCUGCGAAGCAGCAACAGGGCUCAGACGGCUGACCAGAGAGGCGACACCUGACAAAACACCAGGGAAGCCCGUCUGCCCGCCCACUUCGACCAGGUCACGUCGUGCACCAGGAGCGCCCCGUGGAAGUGCAGCCACCUCCUGACAGGCAGGCCCGUGGACCUCGAGGGGGUAGGCUGCAUUAAAGUGGCUCUGAGCGAGUGCCAGUCUUACUACCACAAAUCGGCAGCAGAGGACAGUGAGGACGCAGCCAAAUCCACCUGGCAGAGGGACGCUCGGCCCAGGGUCUUUCAAGACCCUGCUGGCACUGUCCGUUUCCCCGCUGCAAAGAGGA